Molecule: messenger RNA, 2275 nt
Organism: Syngnathus acus (greater pipefish)
Lineage: Eukaryota; Metazoa; Chordata; Actinopteri; Syngnathiformes; Syngnathidae
Product: gastrula zinc finger protein XlCGF52.1-like
Exons: 3
Coding region: 337-1635 (432 amino acids)
Biological process (GO): regulation of transcription by RNA polymerase II
Cellular component (GO): nucleus
Molecular function (GO): DNA-binding transcription activator activity, RNA polymerase II-specific; RNA polymerase II cis-regulatory region sequence-specific DNA binding
Source: RefSeq, a predicted model, not a curated record
CGUCAAUGGACGUGACGUAUUGUGCUCUUUCCGCGGUGGAGCUUUACUACUGCGUACGUCGCGCUUGCUUGACUGAACAUUCGUUCGAACAUUGAUUGAAGCGCACUGGAGCCAGUUCGUCCAUCUUCGCUGGACAAGAAUUUGCACCCCGUGAAUGAAAUCUUUUCGUCCGUCCCGGUAGAGGGAGGGCAUCCCGGCGGAGGCUCUCGAGAUAGCCUAGCUAGCCUAGCCUAGCUUUGCUUAGCUUGCUAGCCAGCCGCGAACGAACGAACGAACGAACAAAGAGACUCGUUCGUUCAUCAGCAACACAUCGCAAAGCAAGCCGCGAGUGUCGAAAUGUGCGCAAAACGCAUCAAAGAAGAAGAGUACGCGGAAGAUUUGUGUGCGGCGACGCGGCAAGAGGCGACCCGAUGGAACCGUCAAGCACUGGACGCUGAUUGCAAUCGGCUUCGAGUUGACUUGCCCAAAGCAGACGUCAGUGAGGAGGAGGAGGAGGAGGAGGAAGAAGGUCUCGGUCCUGGGCAGCAGAAGGCCAAUGUUCCUCACAUUAAAGAGGAGGAGCAGGAGGAGGAUGUCAGCACGUUUCCAUUCACGGUUGUCACCGUGAAGAGUGAAGAAGGUGACGAAGAAGGUGACGGAGAGCAAAGUGACGGAGGGGCCCGCUCAGAAGGCCUCAUCGCUCCAUUAUCGGAAGGUGACAACAUGACAUCUUCGGACAAUGACGAUCACUCUCGAGGCGAUGCGACUCGCCGCGCCGACGGCAAGCCUUUCCAGUGUUCUCAUUGUGACAAAACAUUUUACAGGCUGUCAUUAUUGAAAGCACACUCGCGAACGCACACUGGCGACAAACCCUUUGCUUGCUCAGUCUGUGAUAAAAGGUUCUCCAUCAAGGGAAAUGUAACCAAACACAUGAGAACGCACACUGGAGAGAAACCUUUUGCCUGCUCCGUUUGUGGCCAAACAUUCACUCAGAAAGGCGAUUUGAUAAGACACACCAGAGCACACACUGGGGAAAAACCUUUUGCCUGUCCCAUUUGUGCUCAAAGAUUCUCCGCGCAGGGAACGUUAAUCACGCACAAAAGAACGCACACUGGCGACAAACCUUUUGCCUGCUCCGUGUGUGAUAAAAGGUUCUCCAUGAAGGGAAACUUAACCAAACACAUGAGGACACACACUGGAGACAAACCUUUUGCCUGCUCAUUUUGUGCUAAAACAUUUUCAUCCAAGACACAUUUAACAAGGCACACGAGAACACACACCGGAGAUAAACCACUCGCCUGCUCGUUCUGCAAUAAGAGAUUCUCGAGAAAGGAACAUUUAAUCGAACACGUCAGGAUACACACUGGAGAGAAACCCUUUUCCUGCUCACAAUGCGCUCAAAGAUUUACUCAGAAGGGAGAUUUGGCAAGGCACGCAAGGACACACAGCGGGGAAGCACCUUUUGCAUGUUUAUUUUGCGGCAAAGGAUUUACUCGAAAGGCUUAUUUGGCAGAGCACACAAGAGUGCACACGGGUGAGAAACCGUUCAAUUGCACUGUGUGUAAAAGAAGCUUCAAGGUCAAGUGUGACCUCGAGGGACACGAGUGUGGAGGCGAGGAGAGCGCCGCUCGCUCAGCGAGGCUGCCUGCAAAAUAAAGUGAGCAAACUCAGGCUAAGACUCGUCCGCUCAUUCCAUGCUUUGGAAUCACCGGAACCCGACCCGCUUUAAGAAUACACAUCAGAACGCACACUGGAGAGAAACCCUUCACCUGCUCAGUUUGCAGCUCAAGCUUCAGCGUGCGCUCGACCUUGAUACAACACACGAGAACACACACUGGCGAGAAACCCUUUUCCUGCACGGUUUGUAGUAAACGUUUCUCCAAGAGGACAAAUUUAACAGCGCACACAAGGACUCAUGCUGGAGAGAAACCUUUUGCCUGCUUAGUUUGUGGGAAAGGAUUCACUCAGAAGGGGCAUUUAAUUGCACACACAAGAACACACACAGGGGAGAAAAGGUUUGCCUGCUCAGAAUGCGAUAAAAGAUUCACUCAGAAGGAGCAUUUGGUAUCACACGUAAGAACGCACACUGGUGAGAAACCAUUCAGUUGCGCUGUGUGUGACAAAAGGUUUCACGUGAAACGUCAGGUGAAGAGACACAAGUGUGCAGGUGCUCAAUGAAUCGGUCCAGGCGGGCAAUGAGGCUGUGCUGCCAAUCGUUGGCUCCUUCCCAACUGGGUCAUCUCUUCCCAAUGAUUUUUAGAGGGUCAGUUGGAGCGUGUAGUUGACCUACCCGCCC